UAAAUGCGCAUUGAAUAAAAAAAAAAAAAAUGAUAGGAACCAUGUGGAUUUGACCAUAGCGACCUUCCUCGGCAUGUUUUUGUACGAAAAUUUAUUUGAUUAUUAUUUCGUCGUCGAAAUCAAAUUCUUUUUUGGGAAUUUGGACCGCAGUUUAUUCAAUGUCCUCGUGUCAAGCUCAUAAUAAAAAAUAAAACAAAUCACAAGAAUGUCUGAGAGUUAUAAAAAACGUGAUACUGAAGAGGUUGUUGAAGAGCAGACACUGGUUAAAGAGACCAAUGGAACACGAAUUGUUGCAAAGGCUAGUGAGUCAAUGAGAUUAUCUCCUGGUUGGAAAAGAACCAAUAAAUCUGAUGAUGAAUCCAACGGUAAAGAUGGUGUCUUGGAUCAUAAUGAUCUUGAUCUUAAUCCACCAAAUGAUAGAAUGAAAUUUCUUUACGUGACCAUGGUACUUCAUGGUAUUGGAGUUCUUAUGCCCUGGAACAUGUUUUUAAAUGCAAAUGAGUAUUUUCAAGAUGUCAAGUUGAAGGACAAUCUAUAUUUUAAAUCUAAUUACAUGUUUUAUCUUACAUUGACUGCUCAAUUGCCAAAUUUAUUUUUCAAUUGGUUUAAUGUAUUUUUUUCAACUGGAGGAGAUAUUGGCAAAAGAAUUGUUUGGGGUUUAGUUGUUGAAGCUGUUAUAUUUUUAUUCACAAUUGGAAUGGCCAUGGCUGAUACUGAAAAUCAAACAACAUUAUUUUUUUGGGUUACAAUGGGAUCUGUUUUUCUUUUAAAUACUGCAAACGGUAUUUAUCAAAAUUCUAUAUAUGGUAUGGCUGCAAAAUUACCGGGUAAAUAUACUGGAGCUAUUGUUCUAGGAUCGAAUCUCAGUGGAAUAAUUGCAACAAUCAUUGGUAUGAUAACAAGAGGGAUAACGAAAAAUUACACAUCUGCAGCAAUAUAUUAUUUUAUAACAGCAUUAUUUGUUAUACUUGCUUGUAUUGAUACUUAUUUUUCACUUCCAUUAAAUAAAUAUUUUAGAUAUCAUGAACGUCUUGAAAAGAAACAACAAAUUAAAACUGAAAUUUCAUCAAGAAAAGAAAAAAUACCAUUUUUGAUGAUUAUUAAACAAUGCUGGCUUCAAUUAUUAUGUGUAUUUUUACUUUUUUUCGUUACACUUACAAUAUUUCCAGGUAUUCAAAUGAAUAUUUUAAGACAAGAGGAUUCAACUUUUUUUAUUGACUCAAAAAAGUAUGUAAAUUUCAUGUGCUUUUUAUCAUUUAAUAUAACUGCAUUCCUUGGUAGUUUAUUGGCAACUUUGGUUCAAUGGCCAAGUAAAAAAUAUCUUAUUGUACCAAUAAGUCUUCGUCUUUUAUACAUACCAGCUUUUAUGUUUUUCUGCAAUUAUGCACCACCUGAUUUCGUAAGACAUUUACCAAUUUUAUAUCACAAUGAUUGGGUUUAUGCUAUACUUUCAUUAACAAUGGGUUUUUCAAGUGGUUAUUUUUCAUCACUUGCCAUGAUGAACUGUGGAAAAUGUGUUGAACCACGAUAUGCAACAGUAGCUGGUAAACUUGCUGGUGCUGCAUUAAGUUCUGGAAUUUUUGCUGGUAUUUUAACUAGUAUGGGAAUACAAAAAGUCAUGUUUUCCCCAAAAUAAAAUACACUUGUUUCAAGGAGAGAAAAAAAAAAAAAAAAACAAAUAGUUCAUUG
This is a messenger RNA of Aphidius gifuensis, 1689 nucleotides long. RefSeq names its product equilibrative nucleoside transporter 1-like. Gene Ontology annotation, biological process: nucleoside transmembrane transport. Gene Ontology annotation, cellular component: plasma membrane. Gene Ontology annotation, molecular function: nucleoside transmembrane transporter activity. The record is from RefSeq and is a predicted model, not a curated record. The transcript is spliced from 11 exons. Bases 206 to 1636 code for a protein of 476 amino acids. NCBI's taxonomy places the organism in Eukaryota, Metazoa, Arthropoda, Insecta, Hymenoptera, Braconidae.